Molecule: messenger RNA, 1665 nt
Organism: Clonostachys solani
Lineage: Eukaryota; Fungi; Ascomycota; Sordariomycetes; Hypocreales; Bionectriaceae
Source: the annotation of a GenBank genome assembly
AUGUCUGGCAUCGCUUGGAGUGAUGGGCAAGCCGUCGUUGCUGCCCAGAACGGCCAGAGCGACCGACUCGGACAAACUUCACCAGCGCCCUCAUCCCUUCCUCUUCCUCCAUCCACAGUCGCAGUGCUAGGGAAUUAUCUAUACAUUGAAGGCGGCGAACAGUCUCAUUAUCUCGAUUCAGGGAAAAAGGGCACCGACAGCAACGGGAAUGAGUUCAACACGGAUGCCGGGGCAGAUCAAGCCGUCACUCAGUUCAUUCCCGUAAACCAGCGCUGGGCUCCGCAAGAUGUUCAAUUCGAUACGAUCUUGCACGAAGGUUCGGACAUGAAGAUGGUGAACUUCCCGAGUUUCUGGGCGAUUGGGAGUACACUCUACAGAUGGGGCGGCCAGUUGAGCAAUGGACUACAGUAUGCCGAAGGCGACAAACCCUACCUCUUUAGCGUUUUGCCUGGUUCUGGCGGUGGCGGCGGCCUUUCAUGGACCAAGAGUCCGAUCCCGGAUGCAAACCAACUGACAGGCUCAAAUAUGGCCUCGGCAUCCUGCGGCGAUACUGGAUUUAUGUACGGUGGCUACGCCUACAAAGCCACCAUGUAUGCAGAAUCUGAUGACACCCGGUAUAUAUCUGGCAUGCUCAUGUACAACACGACCACGCAGGCCUGGAAAAACUCGACAACGGAGAUAAAUAUUCCUGGAAGGACUUACAGUGCAGGGAAAGGGAUGUGUCUUCCCGGGUUUCUCAACCACUCCAUGGUAGCCGUUAUGGGAGGCACCGAUCUCGAGACGUCGCAGUACCGAGCGUUCACGAACUUUACGUUUUACGACCCUCAAUUGGACCGCUGGUACUACCAGAAGACCACCAACCCUCCUUCUCCAAUGGACGACUUUUGCACCGUCGGUAUCCAAAGCACCCACGGAACAUAUGAAAUAUUCCUGUACGGAGGCAUCGAUCAAUCCGGAAAGGUUUCGUCUGAUAUCUGGGUGCUAUCAUUGCCCUUGUUUAGAUGGUUCCGAUACACACUCAAUGCCAGUGAACCAAGAAGCAACCAUGCAUGCGCGAUUGCCGGGAAAAGGCAGAUGAUAUCCGUUGGCGGGAUUGAUCAGACCAACAGCUCAGCUGCUUGGACGUCCCAAGACCCGUGGUAUAACACCCUUGGAGUCUUCGACUUGGCCGAUCUGAAAUGGAAGGAUGUAUAUGACCCGAAUCUGGGAGACUACAAUACACCAACCGAGAUCUGGUCAUACUACACAGAUCAGUAUGCUUGCGGUUCAAUCCUGAGAAGAAAUUUGCUGACCUUGCAUAGAGCACUCGAGCAGAUCCAGUGGGAUAUGACUGAAGUAGAAAACAUGUUCAUGACACCUUAUUACGAGAAAAAUCCAAAAGGAUCCCAACCUAGUAAUGGCACCACCUACAACAACACCGGCAACAGUAAACCAGUCGGAGCCAUUGCGGGAGGAGUUGCAGGAGGUGUGGUAGGAGUUAUUAUCGUCUCCGCCCUUGUAUGGUUCUUUUUUCCUCGACGACGCAGUGCUGAGACUGGCAGAGACCAGUCCAACUCGUGGGAAGACUAUUCUAAUCAACAGGCAAAAGAGCUGGCCUCAACUCCUCCUGCUGACUCGGGCCCGAGCUAUGAGCUUCAUUCUACAACAGUCGUGGCAGAACUUGAG